AUGCCGAAAGUAUUGUUUCAGAAGUACAAGAAGGUGGUGAGCAACAUCGACCCCAGUCGCCACCUUGGCAAAUUCAAGGAAAUCGACGAGAAUAGGCGCUCGCAGACCGAAUCCGAUUUCGUGGAUGAAAUGGAGGGCGAGUACGAGCCGGAAAUGGAGGAAAUGCGGUCCAGCGAAUUCAGCUUAUCCGAAGGAGAACCUGCGCUAAAUAUCGGCAAGAUCGACUUAUCGUUUCCCGAAACAGUCGAGGAGUUCGAAGCCAGUCCCCAGUGCUAUCCUCCCUCCUACUAUACCCUCUCGCCCAAGGAGCGCUUGCUCCUGCUCUACGCCGAGAAUUUCCGGAAGCAAUUGGUCCUCAGCUACCCAAAGAGACGUGCGAUGGUCUUGGCGCUGCCCAACGAAUGCAAAGUACAGAAAUUCGUUUGCACCACCAUCAGGCCAACGGCGUUUAUUUACACGCAACUCAUAUCGAGUGUUGAGGAAAUUGCCAAGUUUGUCGCCGAUUUCAUUCAGUAUGAGCCACUGGAGGAUCCCAUAAAUUUGCCAAGUCGCCUGAUUUCGCCGGAAACCUUGUUGCGCAGGCGGAAGGGCAACUCCUACGAGAUGGCCACUCUGCUGGUCAGCAUGCUGAUCGGAGCUGGACACCCAGCGCUGGUGGUGUCCGGAGUGGCCCGCGAGGAGACGAUACUCAACGACCAGCUGGCCAUUCCGUACCCGUAUCCAAUCGUCGAGGUGGAGGCCGAGGAGGUGAAGCCAAAGGUCGAGAAGCAGGGCCAGAAGUACAAGCUGCGCGGAUUACCCGAUUUGACGAGUCAUCUGGAGGAGGAUAUGGCCGAGGUUCACAGGCAAAAGGAGGCAGAGGAAAAACGGAUUCAGGACGAAAUUAUUCGGAAGCAAAUGGAGGAUCUUGAGCUGCUGGCCGUGGAUCGACAUCAUUAUCGACGCAGUCAUGCCUGGGUGGUGAUCAUAAACAAUGCACCUUGGAGUAUCAAGCCAAAGACCACCUACACGGAUGUCAAUGGGGAUGUGGUGGAGGCUCCGCCCACGGCCAUUUUCAUAGAGCCCUCGACAGGAUUCAUCUGCGAAACGGGCUGCAAGCAGUACAUCCUUGUGGACAGCAUCUGGAAUGAGUACAACUACUAUGUCUGCAAGCAGAAGCACCAGAGGGUGAGUGAACUGCGCUGGGAUCUGCGCGACACCAGGGACUGGGAGCACAUGCUGCCAGGUGAGCCGCCCGAGAUGCGCAUCUACAAAAUGGCCUCGGAUGAGAAUGUCGCCGACGAGGAGCGCGACAUCAGCGAGGAGAAGCACCUGGACUGCAUUGGCUCCUGGGUGGAGCGACUGCACAUCGGCCUGGCCGACUUCGAGCAACGUUUUCCCAGCUCCGAGAAGAAGAUCCAGUACAAGGGUGCCAUCCACGAGCGAUUCUCGCCCUACUCCCAGCGCGAUGGCAAGGUGAUGCAGCUAACCAUUUUCAAUAACGACGAGUGCACCAUUCCCAAGGUCAGAUAUGAGUACUAUGAAAAUCGAUCUGACCUCAUGCGCCACGUGAAGUACACCUAUGCCACCGAUCAGUUUGAGGAGAUAUUCAACAAAGGGCGAAAUGACAGCCUCAAGUCCAUCGAAUAUUUCUCGGACGCCUCGCAGCAGCGAAGAGUGCACUUUUAUUCGGCUUCCAGAAUCGAUUCCUUGGAGCUGAUGGUGGUGGAGCCAGGCUCCCUAGUUCUGCACUACAAGGAUCGCAGUGACAAGUGUUGGUACAAGGAAUUUGAAUUCACCCCAGCUGGAAACAUUCUCAAAAAAGUCACCGAGAAAUUUCUCAAAGCCAGUGCUAAUGACGUGGGCGCAAAUGAUAUUGCAACACGCACGUUCCUCUUUCAACAAAAUAAAAUUGUUUUGAAAUUUCACUACACAUUCGGGGCACUCACCGCUACGGUAGUGGAAUUCACAAAGCCACCAAGGCCGGAUUAUGGCAAAGAGCUCGUAUACGAUGAGAAACUUACGAAAAUAUACAAGGCAAAUCCCCUAGAUCCAACCCGCACUAAUCUCCAACUCUACAGAUUGUUGUGCGAGCAACUGCAGUAUGAGGACCAAUUGAGGAAGAACUUCGAAAAAAUAUUCGAGGACAUAAACAAUGUGUUCGACUCGCGUAGAUGCGAGAAGGCUGAUCCGAAGCUCAAGUUCAGCAUAUUCGAUCCGCUUCGGAAUGGAGCAGCCAGAGCCAUUAGAAUGCGACAGUUUGAGGAGGAGGAGGAGCUUAAAAAGGAAAUAGCCAGCAAGCCCGCCGAUUUCCUCGCUCCAUAUCUGGUGCCCUACAAGCACCAGGAGGAACUUACUCCGGAGCAAUCCCUAAAUGCAUAUAACGCCUGCCUAAACGAUCUGAAGUCGCGGUUUGUGAGCCUGCUCAAUAACUUGCAGCGCCACUAUGAAGAUUUAACUUCCGAGUCGAAGUCGCUGAACCGGUUCCUCAACAAAUUCGAAAAUCAGUUCAACAACUACGACUACAAGAGGUUGGUGCAGCAAUCGAAGGAUCUGGAACUCAACAAGCGAAUGGUGCAACAGCGUUUGACGCUCACCCACGAAGAGUCCCAGAAGAAAUACGAGGUGGUCAAGAACUCCUUGCUCAAGGAUCCACGGCUCAACUUCAAGAAGGAGGACUUGGCGCGCAGAGCCUCGGAGACAUCGAAAUAAUUUUGCUUGUUGAGAACGCAACAAAUUAAAGGAGUUAAUAUUA
Molecule: messenger RNA, 2734 nt
Organism: Drosophila erecta
Lineage: Eukaryota; Metazoa; Arthropoda; Insecta; Diptera; Drosophilidae
Gene: lobo
Product: coiled-coil domain-containing protein lobo
Exons: 9
Coding region: 1-2691 (896 amino acids)
Biological process (GO): flagellated sperm motility
Cellular component (GO): motile cilium
Source: RefSeq, a predicted model, not a curated record